Molecule: messenger RNA, 2460 nt
Organism: Chaetomium globosum CBS 148.51
Lineage: Eukaryota; Fungi; Ascomycota; Sordariomycetes; Sordariales; Chaetomiaceae
Exons: 2
Coding region: 1-2460 (819 amino acids)
Biological process (GO): osmosensory signaling via phosphorelay pathway
Cellular component (GO): Mcs4 RR-MAPKKK complex
Molecular function (GO): protein kinase activator activity; phosphorelay response regulator activity
Source: RefSeq, a predicted model, not a curated record
AUGGGAGACUUCAGAUCUAAGUUGCGGGCUAGAAUUUCGCGACGGCAUUCGGGCAUCCCGCCGCUCCCGUCCAGCAGAAAUGGCAACGCCAGCAGCAAUAGCACCAAGAGCGUGGAGCCCAGCUCUCCGGCGAGCGCCCACCGCGUCGAUGACGCCGAGACAGUGGCCGCCGCUCCCGAGAACCAGGAUGGCAGCCACACCCGGCAAGCCACGGGAUCAUCCGAGGAGCAAUUGAAACAAGGCGCAAAGCAGCAGCAACCAGGCGGAGUGCUUGCCAAAGUCAGCGAUGCAAGCAACGGAAGGGACGGCGAUGGUGUUACGGGUUCUGGCAGUGCUGCGGUCAGCCAGAACCCAGAAAGUGGCCCGAAUCCCACUAACAAUAGCCUGCCAUUGCCCGCCUCACCAGGCCCCGGCAAAAGCGAUGGCCCCGGCAAUGAUCGCCGCAUCCUGACAGCCAGCGAACCCUUCAGUGGCAACAAAAAUCCAGCCGAUGCCCUUCAGCAAUUGUCCCAGUCGUUGCCGCCGUCGCCAACUACCCGUCCCUCGCCCGCCGAUGAGCCCAAACCCAAAGCGCACAGAGUCUCCACCGAUGUUGCCCGCCGAGCCCGAGUCAGCGACCCGCCCGUGAGCUCAGACCUGUCUAGCCCGGGCUCUCGACCCGCUGCCUCUGGCCGUCCCUCCUUCACCCUUCACGACCCUGUGGACCCGGCGUUGAGCAUUCAAUUGCGCCCGUCGAACCCGCCGAAUCCGACGAGCCCUCGUCCGCCCGCGCCGCCGAGACGGCAGAGCCUGCUACCUAACCGACAAACGUCGCUGAUUCGGACGCUGCUGAACGCUGGGCAGACUGAUGACCUCGACCAGAGCGCCUCGGAUCAACUGCCGCCCAUCAGCCCGACCAUGGCUACACGCAAGCUCUGGGUGAAGCGGCCAGGCGCUUCUGCCACCUUGGUCACUGUUAACGAAGAGGACCUAGUUGACGACGUCCGCGAAUUGAUCCUCCGGAAGUAUGGCAAUACGCUCGGCCGCCAGUUCGAUGCACCCGAUUUGACGUUGCGCAUCGUGCCCCGCGAGACCCAGAGACAAGAACGUAUCUUGGGGCCUGAAGAGCCAAUGGCUCGUACCUUGGAUGCAUAUUUUCCCGGUGGACAGUCGGUAGACGAGGCGUUGCUUAUCGACGUACCGCAUCGCCGCACGCCGCGCGCCUCCCCGAGAAAUGGCCCUCCGCAUGCACAACACCUCACCUCGGUCAGCUACGAAGAAAUGCGGCCCCUCGAGGGGAGCACCGAUUACUUUGGGCCCGGUGCCGUUGCCCAUAUCCCCGUUACACUCGCUGGCGCCGCGAACGGCACCACCCAUUCCAUAUCAGUUUUGAACACAGGGCAAGUUCCUCAAAUUCCCUCCCCCGGCGGGACUACACGAACACGGCCUUACCGGGACCGGCCCGAUAGGCCACGGCUUGGGAGACAGCACACGUCGUCCCCUACCAUUCUCAACGUUGUCGGCGCCGGCGGGCACACGGCCACCAUCGCCGUUGCGACCAACCACGGUAUGCAGCAAGCGUCUUCGAUUACGCGUUCCAGGACUCAUUCAAAUGCUUCUUCAGAACAGACGAACACCGGACAGCCCGCCCCGCCCGCACCCCCCAUACCGACACCCCCGACCCAGGAACCGACGGCUGCACCUAUUCCCCGAACUGCCACACCCCCGCCGCCGAGAGCGGCUUCACCUCGCCCUCCUCCUACCAGCCGGCCAAAGAAGAAGAAGACGGCCGAAGCUCCCGCGUUACCAGCAGGCAUGCUCAACGGCGGCGUGCCGCCAAUCAAUGUACUGAUUGUCGAAGAUAACAUUAUCAACUUACGACUCCUGGAAGCGUUCGUCAAGCGGUUGAAGGUGCGCUGGCAGACUGCUAUGAACGGUCGCGAGGCUGUCACCAAGUGGCGUGCCGGCGGCUUCCAUCUGGUAUUGAUGGACAUCCAGCUGCCCGUCAUGAGCGGGCUUGAAGCCACUCGCGAGAUCCGCCGGCUCGAGCGCACAAACUCGAUUGGCGCGUUCUCAACCGCGAGCAACGGCAAUAACAGCAACAACACCAACGGGGGUGAGCCAGAUGAAUCGAAAAAGGAGAUGCCAGAGGAAGAUAAGCUUCAAAACAGGGAGAUGUUUAAAAGCCCAGUCAUCAUUGUCGCCUUGACGGCGAGCUCCCUGCAAAGUGAUCGUCACGAGGCGUUGGCUGCAGGCUGCAAUGACUUCUUGACUAAGCCGGUCACCUAUGUUUGGCUCGAACGCAAAGUCAUGGAAUGGGGCUGCAUGCAGGCAUUAAUCGACUAUGACGGCUGGCGGAAGUGGAAGUCGUACACCUCGAACCCGGCACCGAAGCCAGAGAUCGAGGAGGCUUCUGCGAAGAAGGCCAAAACCAAGAAGAACCGGGCGGCUCCCAAUAGUUCCUCCUCGGACGGCCAGUGA